CUUAGGACAAAAUGGUCGCAUACCCAACAUCUCCACAUUCAGUACGAAUGCAGCGCAGUGCACUGUACGACUGAGUUCAAAAUAUCCGUUUCGUACAAGUGCACUGCACCGCUUGCGUACAGAAUGCUGGGUAUGGGGCUAUGCGACCAUUUAGUCCUACAUUGUAAGGGUACUCAAACAUCCUUUACGAGCGGCUCUAUAACUUAAAGGGGUCAGAUCCUCUAACUUGUAGCUCCGCCUCUGCACUGCCAUUGGACGAAAGGCUCUAUAAUUUUCCUCUCUUUAACUUAAAGUCCUUUAACUUAAAGUACCGAAAUCGUUACUUUUCGGUAUAGGGCCCGCUGAGUUUGAAAUCGCUAGUGCAAACUGAAACCGAUCCUGCAUCUAAUGUGCAGAUAUCUUUUGCGGACUACUGAAAUUUGUUUUCAAUGGUUUUAGACUUUCUGUCCUCCUGUGAAGUGGGAUGCGUAAACACCCAUUCACACCUAUUUCAUCAUUAACCGAUUUAGAGAAAUAUGAUUGGCUAGUGAGAGUUAAAGGGAAAUCGCAUCUAUAACUUAGAGAGCCGUUCGUAAAGGAUGUUUGAAUACCCUUACUACUAAGUACUAACCUAAUGUCGAUAAAACCACCCGUUAUACAAAGACGAACCCUAACCAGGUCCACGACAGAAUGCUGGAAGAAAUUCGUAAUGAAAAAAGUUUGAGAGGAAAUCUGACCAUAGAGGAGCAGGAACUGGACAGCUUUUUGGAUGAAUAUCUGACAUCUGCAUAUGCAAAAUAUGUUGAGGUUAUGAAGGACAACGAAAUAAAAGGAAUAAAGAAGGUUUACAUGCAAGGGCUCAAUGCGGAAGAAGGAGGCCGAAUCUCACUGGGAUAUAUGGCCAAAUUACUUCCGGUUGAAUUGGGGAUUUUUGUCCUGUUCAGAUCCGAAAGUCGCACGAAAACCGCUGUUGAAUUUAUGGAGAUUUGGAAGAAAUACGACAAGGAUUUAAGCGGCUAUAUAGAUGCCAAUGAGUUCACGCUCCUCUUGGCGGAAAUGCUUCGCAAUAAUGCCUCCCCAUCGGAAAAGAUUGAUUGCUCCAAGGCUCGUGAAUACGCAGAGGCAUUCCUGCCCUUUUUUGACGUUAAUGGAGAUGGCAACCUUGGACUCAAUGAAUUAGCAAGGCUGCUCCCUUCCAGGGAAAAUUUUGUUCAGGCGGCUGUGGACAAGGCGUUUUCUCUUGAGGGCUUGAAGCCGAAAGACAUUCAAUCAUUACUGGAAAAAUAUGACAAACAGGACGUAAAUGGCUCUUUAGAAGGUAAUGAGCUAUCGGCGUUCGUGCGCGACAUCCUGGCGGCCUCCAACAGCGAUUACACUGCUCAGGACGUGAAAGAUUUCGAAAAAGUGAUUAUGAAAGUCUGCGAUACCGACGCCAACGGGUCAAUCGAUGCAAAAGAACUGAACUUGAUUAUCACUUCAAUUGCCCAGGCCAAAAGGAAAGGUGGAGAUGGGAUAAAAAAUUUCUACGCUGCAACCUGCAGCAAGAAGUAGCCUGCGGUUUGCAAACGAAUUUUUUACAAUGCAAAGCACAGUACACUGGUUUUACAAUAGGGAUUGCUGCACGGUUUUUUGUUGUAACGCUAAAGCUGUAUACUCAAUCGUGGUCAGCAUGUUGAACAGGAUAUUAUGUAAUACUCGUAAUAUUGUACGUAUGAUGGAAGUUGUCCGAUUAAGAUGUUUCGGUUUUCAUGGUUUGUUUUAUCUUACAAGUUGCGUUUAUGGAUUUUCAACGAUUAUCUAAAAAGGUAUGCUGCUA
This is a messenger RNA of Paramacrobiotus metropolitanus, 1795 nucleotides long. Its product is annotated as calbindin-32-like. Gene Ontology annotation, biological process: regulation of long-term synaptic potentiation; regulation of presynaptic cytosolic calcium ion concentration. Gene Ontology annotation, cellular component: synapse; nucleus; terminal bouton. The transcript is spliced from 13 exons. NCBI's taxonomy places the organism in Eukaryota, Metazoa, Tardigrada, Eutardigrada, Parachela, Macrobiotidae. Gene Ontology annotation, molecular function: calcium ion binding. Bases 670 to 1530 code for a protein of 286 amino acids. The record is from RefSeq and is a predicted model, not a curated record.